Olea europaea var. sylvestris is the source of this 998-nucleotide messenger RNA. RefSeq names its product dirigent protein 2-like. The transcript has a single exon. Lineage: Eukaryota; Viridiplantae; Streptophyta; Magnoliopsida; Lamiales; Oleaceae. The record is from RefSeq and is a predicted model, not a curated record. The coding region runs from base 130 to 705 and encodes 191 amino acids.
ACAAAAGGCAAUUCACCGACUAUUGAAUUCCACGGUCCCAUUGAAAUGCUGAUUCUGAUUCCUUCAACCUCUUUAUAAUCACAUUCAAAUGUCUGUCUAUCGGUAGAGAUCUAUAAAAACUAGAAAGAGAUGACAAAAAUCGGCAUUGUAAUUUUAGGGUUUUGCUCAUUGGCCAUUUUCUUGCCAUGGGUCUGUUCAGGUCUGACGAAAGAAGAAAUUUGGUCAGAAACCUACUGCCAAGGAAAGGAAAAGGUUACUAAGCUUCACUUCUACCUCCAAGAUUUAAUAAGAGGGCCUAAUAAAACAGUGUACACAGUAGCAAAAUCCGAGUUAACAGAUUCUCUUCCCUCGCAGUUUGGCAGGCUCUUGGUUUUAGAUAACCUAAUAACCGCAGGGCCUGAACCAGAUUCGAAGAAAGUGGGUCGGAUGCAGGGAAUUGUUGGGCUAUCUAACUUGCAUGAAUUGUCCUUGGCUAUGCUUCUUAACGUGGUUUUCACAGAAGGUAAGUAUGAUGGAAGUACACUAAGUAUUUUGGGAAGGAACCCAUUGACUGAAAAAGUUAGGGAGGUUUCGAUUGUUGGUGGCACCGGUGUUUUCCGAAUGGCACGAGGAUAUGUUAUUACGAGCACGCACUCCUUUGAUGGUUCACUUGGUGUAUAUGAAUAUACAGUUUUCGUUUCUCAUUUGGAAGACGGAGCAUCGUAGCUUUCCUGUAUGUGAUUAACUCUACGUACCCAGUUGAGCAUCACUUUGUUUAAAAGUUUGGAUGUAUGAUUGGACAGUCGAUCUUGUCUAAAAGUUUGAAUUGUUUAAGAAUAAUUGAAUUUACUUAAAAAGUAAAUUAUGUUUUCAACUUAGCGUUAUGUUUGAAGAAGUCAUGUAGACUUGCAUUAAUAAAUUUCGUUGAGAGACUAUUGAUUCAUUUAAUUUGUCCUCUUGACAUGAAUGUGCAUGUAUUCGAACAAAAAUUUCAAAGUGACUUCAAUUAUUUUUCUGCA